UUGUAUCAUCGGAACCGCGAUUUCUCUUUCCCUGGCAAAAAGAGAGUCGACGUAGCCUAUUAGUCUUCGUGCAAUUCUAAAAGCAAAACUGUUGCAGCUAUUAAAAUGAAUUUUAAAACGAUUUAAGGAUACGAAUUGCAGCGUCUUUACGAAGCUGUUGGUCAUUUGUUGCGGGGACAUUUGUCAAGGAAUCUGUGCAACAAAUUAUUGAUAGAAUAAAAAAAGUGAAAUAAUAUUUGACUCGCAGCGUGUGCUGUCUUUAUAAACGUUCGGUGUAGACUAGGCUCCUCACCUGGCUGUAAGAAUGCACCGAGUUCAAUUUAUGGCAUAUCGGUCUGCUAUUGCAGGUGCUCUUGAUCAGUAUCAAUUAUUGUCUUUGCAUUCUUUGAGUAAACCAUGUCAUAUACAGUCAAUAAGACAAAAAACACAAGGGUCCGUUGAAAAUUACGGCUUGAAGAGAUUUAGCACAGCGGAGGCAACUGUAACAACGAGCGAAAAUGGCAGGAUACGAGGGAGGACCUUGACGAUGGAGACGCUUAAUCCGCACGUAAAAGCAGUGGAAUAUGCUGUCAGAGGACCCAUUGUUAUCAAGGCAGGGGAGAUUGAAAAAGGGUUACAGCAGGGUGUGAAGAAGCCAUUCACUGAGGUAAUUAAGGCCAACAUCGGAGAUGCACAUGCCAUGGGUCAACCGCCAAUCACUUUCCUCCGGCAGGUGGUGGCUCUCUGCACAUGCCCAGAACUGCUAGACAGUCCCAUCAUUCCAGAAGACGCCAAACUGAGAGCUCGGCGUAUACUGCAAGACUGCGACGGAAACAGUCUUGGUUCUUAUAGUGCAAGCCAGGGGGUGGAAUGCAUCCGAAAGGACAUUGCUGCCUACAUACAGAAGAGAGACCAUGGGGUUCCUGCCAGCUGGGAUGACAUUUACCUCACCAGUGGGGCCAGUGAUGGCAUUUUGACCAUUCUGAAGCUGCUGGUGUCGGGACACGGUCGGACUCGGACGGGCGUGAUGAUCCCCAUCCCUCAGUACCCCCUGUACUCAGCAGCCAUCUCCGAACUCAAUGCCGUGCAGGUCAACUAUUACCUGGACGAGGACAACUGCUGGGCACUGGAUGUCAACGAGCUGCACAGGGCCUUCCGCACAGCCAAACAGUACUGCAAUCCCAGAGUGCUUUGCAUCAUCAAUCCUGGAAACCCCACGGGUCAGGUUCAGAGCAAGAAGUGCAUCGAAGAAGUCCUUCACUUUGCCUACGAGGAGAAGCUAUUUGUGUUGUCUGAUGAGGUGUAUCAAGAAAAUGUCUAUUCUCCAGAUUGCCGCUUCCAUUCAUUUAAGAAGGUCCUAUAUGAGAUGGGUGCAGAGUAUUUCAACAAUGUGGAGCUAGCGUCCUUCCACUCCACCUCCAAAGGCUAUACAGGAGAGUGUGGCUUCAGAGGCGGCUACAUGGAGGUGGUUAACAUGGACCCAGAGGUCAAGGCCCAGCUGGUGAAGCUGCUGUCAGUACGCCUGUGUCCCCCUGUGGCAGGGCAAGCUGCUAUGGAUGUCAUUGUCAACCCUCCGCAACCAGGAGAGCCCUCUUUUCCAAAGUUCCUUGAGGAGAAGACCGCUGUGCUUGGAGCCCUGGCGGAGAAGGCCCGGCUGGCCGAGCGGACCCUGAACGCUGUCCCAGGCAUCCAGUGCAGCCCCGUGCAGGGCGCCAUGUACGCCUUCCCCCGGAUCUUCAUCCCUCCCAGAGCUGUGGAGGAGGCCAAGGCUCUGGGGAUGACUCCAGACAUGCUGUACUGUCUGAGGCUGUUGGAGGAGACGGGGAUUUGCAUCGUUCCCGGGAGUGGAUUCGGACAGAAGGAGGGCACCUACCAUUUCAGGAUGACGAUUCUGCCCCCUACUGAGAAGUUGAAGCUACUCCUAGAGAAAGUACAGUCCUUCCAUAUCAGGUUUCUCCAGGAAUACUCUGCCAUCGAAGAGCCUUUGAGAUGAACACCAUGAAUACACUAACAUUUUACAGAACACUCAGUCUCAGCCAGAAAGUGCUUACCCUCAGUUUGAAAGACAAAUGUAAACUUAAAUUUAAGCAAGAAGUAAUGGUUGUUCUUCAGCAGGAAACUGUAGCCUGGAAGACUGAAUGCAUGGUUUACAAGCAAGCACAAAGUGUGCUUCAAACUGAAGAUAUCACAUUAUUUUGCAGCAAAACAUGCACAACCAGCCACUAAAGAAAUAAGCUUUUGAAUUAACUUUCAUUUACUGCGCUCCACAACUUUAUAUUUCACUCAUUUGUCAAGCUUGUUUCUCAGAAUCAUAUUGCUGCUUUUUCAGAAGCAAAUGUGUUGUUUACAGUUAUGUGAAAAAACAUUACUGCGUAGUAGCCAUUUACCUUGAAGUAGGCAUCACUCAUUUCAGCCCUUAAUUCUGUUCUUGGAAAUCAUACACAUAACUGUAUGUGGGAAAACAAAUCUGAUUUCUGUAGGAACCCAGUUAGAUACACCAAGGUAUACAUUGAUAUGUUUAUUACUACAUAAUUGUAGUAAGAGCAGAUGGCGGGUAACCGAGAUGUGAAUGAGUUUUUAGUCAAGCUAUUUUUAUCUUUUUAUUAAAUAUGUAUGCAUGAACUAUUCAAGACCAAUCCACUACCAGGGGAAUUGAAAUGGUAUAUCUCACUCUUAAGCAGUAAGUGCAGCAUCUAUAUUUCCAAUCUAAUACCAAAGUAUCAGUUACGCUUACUACAACUGCCUCAUAGUAGGAGCUUGUGCCAUGCAAAAAUAGUGGUUCUGGUGCAAUGAAGGGCACGUUUUUCAGCUAGAAAGCUUCUUAUUGAGUGAAUGUCUUGCUUCUCCUUGAACAUCUGACCUUCAUUUUUCACUUUAUUGAAAACAGGAGGAGAGAACUUACUAUGCCAUAUCAUUUUAUUUGAAUGCAGGGAAAUUGCUAUUUAUUUUUGACUGUUGUACACAUUACAGUUAGGUGCUAAGCUAUUAUAUGUUACAGUUUGGUAAGCUGUUUAAUCUGUACCAGAGGCUCAAAUAUGAAUUAUCUCAAUAAACAACAAAAUCAAUUAUCUCAAAAAACAGCAAAUUUGUUUGAGUAACCUUUGCAUACACUGACAAUUUAAUAAAGUAAUUAUGAAUUUA
Conger conger (European conger) is the source of this 3120-nucleotide messenger RNA. RefSeq names its product alanine aminotransferase 2-like. Gene Ontology annotation, molecular function: pyridoxal phosphate binding; L-alanine:2-oxoglutarate transaminase activity. Lineage: Eukaryota; Metazoa; Chordata; Actinopteri; Anguilliformes; Congridae. The coding region runs from base 305 to 1972 and encodes 555 amino acids. The transcript is spliced from 11 exons. The record is from RefSeq and is a predicted model, not a curated record. Gene Ontology annotation, biological process: biosynthetic process.